This is a messenger RNA of Protobothrops mucrosquamatus (brown spotted pit viper), 1075 nucleotides long. It is a transcript of the gene PHLDA3, whose product is annotated as pleckstrin homology like domain family A member 3. Bases 4 to 519 code for a protein of 171 amino acids. Gene Ontology annotation, molecular function: phosphatidylinositol phosphate binding. The transcript is spliced from 2 exons. Gene Ontology annotation, cellular component: plasma membrane. The record is from RefSeq and is a predicted model, not a curated record. NCBI's taxonomy places the organism in Eukaryota, Metazoa, Chordata, Lepidosauria, Squamata, Viperidae. Gene Ontology annotation, biological process: intrinsic apoptotic signaling pathway in response to DNA damage by p53 class mediator; positive regulation of apoptotic process; negative regulation of phosphatidylinositol 3-kinase/protein kinase B signal transduction.
CCCAUGGCGGCGUCGGAGAAGGUCCUGCGGGAGGGGGUGCUGGAGAAGCGCAGCGGAGGGCUGCUGCAGCUCUGGAAGAAAAAGCGCUGCCUGCUCAGCGAGAAGGGGCUGCGGCUCUUCGAGGCCGGCAGCCGGGGCUCCACGCGCUGCAAGGAGUUCGCCUUCGCGCACGUCAAAGCCGUCGAGUGCGUGGAGUGGAAGCAGCGGCACAUCUACUUCACGGUGGUGACGGACGACGGCGCCGAGAUCGACUUUCGCUGCCCCCAGGAAGACCCCAGCUGGAACGCCGACAUCACUCUGGCGCUGGUGCGCUUCCAGAACCAGCAAGCGGUGCAGAUCGUGCGCGCCAGGCACAGCUGCAGGGCGGCAUUUCAACAAGGGUCAACUCCAACCAGCCAGAUUCUGGUGAAUGGGUCUAAGAAAUCUGACUCUCAGCUCAACAUGGAGAGGGUGGAGGAAUUUAUAGCUGUGACUUCUUCACCUGCUAGUGGACAAAAGGCAAUUUCUAGCUGCAACUGAAUGAAGACCUCAACCUUCUUUGAUGCGGCGUCUCUGCUGCGAAAUGAGAAAAUGCCUGGUUAAGCCAGCCAAAUAUGGAUCACAACAAUGGUUAGAAACAGCUUUUGUUUUUCUCCUCUGUUUUUUCUAUGAUACUUAAGAACGUGGUCUGCAGAUAAGGCAGUGAGAAAGUUUCCUAUUGGACUGACAGUUUGCUUUCUACUGUCAUUAGUCUUACCUACAGCGAUGGACAACUACUGUGAUUCAGGAGAAAGUUGCAGCAACUAUGACAAAAAGGAAUCAUUCCAUCACUUAGUGUGUGACCCAGCCUGAUGCAGAGUGAACAGUGCCGGAAUAGAUUGAACUUGCAAGUGAGGAACAUAUUUGCUAUUGAAUCUGAGCAUGUUAGAUAUGCUAUGGCAGUAAUUUCAUGGUUAAAAAAGCAGAGAACAUCUGCCUUCAGUUAAUCAAGUGGCUCAUAUGGAAGGUGCAAUUGUGAGCCUGCCACUCUGACCUAAAAAGUCACAGGUUAUCAGGAAGAUGCUGCUGGAGUAGAUGCAGAGAAUUAAUAUAUAUA